AAUGUGCUUGCCGCACUACUUUCAGCGCACGACUGUACACUCAGUUCUUGGAUUGUUGUUCGCGCGAUGCGUCGCGAUCAGCGGCCGUGAAGAAAAGAAAAAUAAUCGUGGACUAUCGCUGAGUCCUACCGUACUGCUGCCAGAAUGACCCAGUACCUCCCGCCGAAUCUCUUGGCGCUCUUCGCUCCUCGAGACCCCAUCCCCUACUUGCCGCCGACGGACAAACUACCCCAUGAAAAAACCCAGGGGACCUAUACCGGCGUAUCGAAGUACUUGAAUUUAUUCGAGGACCCGAAAGACACACCACCUCCAACGCGCGUUGAGACCCGAGAAGAACGCAUCGAGCGUAAGAGGAGAGAGAAGGCAGAGCAAGUGGCUUACAAACUAGAGCAAGACAUCGCGCUAUGGGACCCUUACAACAACAGUGCAGGCACCUUAGACCCAUUCAAGACUCUCUUCGUAGCCCGGAUUAACUACGACACUUCUGAGUCAAAGCUGCGCCGAGAGUUUGAGGUGUUUGGCCCGAUCAAAAAGAUUGUCAUCGUGCACAACAAGAUAACUGGCAAGCCCCGGGGCUACGCCUUCGUCGAGUAUGAACACGAGCGGGACAUGCACUCGGCCUACAAGCAUGCUGACGGGAAGAAGAUUGACGGGCGCCGGGUGUUGGUCGACGUCGAGCGGGGACGGACAGUCAAGGGCUGGCUGCCACGGCGUCUGGGUGGUGGCUUGGGUGGCACACGUCGUGGCGGCCCCGACGUAAACACCAAGCACUCUGGCCGUGAGGACUCUCGCAUGGAUGAACGGUACAUGGACCGGGAUGGUCGAGAUCGUGAGGAUCGAAUGAUACGCGGUGGUGGUGUUGGUGGCGGCGGCGGAGUCGGCGUUGGUGAACGUGACCGAGAACGUGAACGGAGACGCAGCCGCAGUCGAGACCGGGAGCGCAGGCAUCGAAGCAGCAAGGAUGAUCGCGAACAACGUCGCGAGCGGCGCCGAGAUAGGCCUGACCGGGAGCGACCUGACCGGGAGCGACCUGAUCGGGAGCGACCUGAUCGGGAACGACCUGAUCGGGAACGACCUGAACGAGAACGUCCUGAACGAGAGCGUCCUGAUCGAGAACGACCCGAUCGAGAACGACCUGAUCGAGAGCGGCCAGAGAGGCCAGAGCGGGACCGUUCAGAGCGAGAUCGAGGUGACCGGGAUCGCGACCGCCGGGACCGUGGUGACCGUGCCGAUGACGGUGCUGGUGGCGACGUGCCUGGGGAGCGCGAGAAGCGUCGCCGGAGCAGAAGCCGGGAGCGAAAACGCAAGCGGAGCCGGAGCCGCAGCCGUGAGCAUAGACGUCGACGGGAGCGCAAUGGCGCCGACCGGGGCGUUGAUGGCAUCAAGCAGGAACCGUCUGGCGGCGGCGGCGAUCAGCAACAGCAGCAGCAGGACGGCUUUGCAGAAGAUAGCAGGUCGGCUGGCGGACCAGGAGGCAACUAUGAGUCGUCCAAUGCCGAGGGCUACAACAGCGGGCCCGACGGAGGGAGUGGCUACAACAGCGAGAGCCAGUCAUCAUUCAAGAUGGAAAGGACCGAAGAGUACAACUAGGCUGCAGCCUGCCAGUGACACGGACAGGUUUUGUCUUGUCUUGGGAUGCAUUGCCAAGGUCUCCAUCCGAGACAGGCUUCUGGAAUGGAGCGUGUGUGUUGCCUGCCCGCUUGCUCUUUCUCAAGAUUUUCUUUUCUUUAUAUCCAUGAACUCUGUUCCCGUCCUUGACAGACAUCAUUUAAACAGCUAUCAUCCAUCAUUGCAAGCACGUUUUUGUAUUAUUUUUCUUUUUGCCAUAUUGCUUCCUGCUGCCCGAGUGCAUUUGACAAGAGCUGUUUGCACCUGCACAUUUUCACAUUGAAGAGACUAGCUGACCACUUACGAUGAGCUGUUUGAAUAGAAUACACCACAUUGUUAAUGCAGUUCCGUAGUUGUUUAAGGGGAAAGCAAGCUACUUCGCUAGCUUUAGAGGGGCAGAUUGCUAAUCACAUUCAUCAUAAUCAUCUCGCAAGAAGGGUUGGUAAGUAGGAAGCCUCUCUGGAGGUAAGUGUCGUUGCUGGAGAUUUAGGAGGUGGAGCUCUUAAAACUGAAUUUAUUCUUGAGGGAGCAUGCUGGGCUGUGGUUUCUUGCACACCAUGGUCUAGUAAAUGGUAUUUGAGAAGCCCAAAUAAAUUGAUGACACGUCUUCCAA
Messenger RNA from Dermacentor silvarum, 2221 nucleotides. RefSeq names its product U1 small nuclear ribonucleoprotein 70 kDa. The record is from RefSeq and is a predicted model, not a curated record. Gene Ontology annotation, molecular function: U1 snRNA binding; mRNA binding. Gene Ontology annotation, biological process: mRNA splicing, via spliceosome. Lineage: Eukaryota; Metazoa; Arthropoda; Arachnida; Ixodida; Ixodidae. Bases 145 to 1590 code for a protein of 481 amino acids. Gene Ontology annotation, cellular component: U1 snRNP; U2-type prespliceosome; precatalytic spliceosome. The transcript has 10 exons.